Molecule: messenger RNA, 1204 nt
Organism: Beta vulgaris subsp. vulgaris (sugar beet)
Lineage: Eukaryota; Viridiplantae; Streptophyta; Magnoliopsida; Caryophyllales; Amaranthaceae
Product: protein N-terminal glutamine amidohydrolase
Exons: 6
Coding region: 131-772 (213 amino acids)
Cellular component (GO): cytosol; nucleus
Molecular function (GO): protein-N-terminal glutamine amidohydrolase activity; protein-N-terminal asparagine amidohydrolase activity
Source: RefSeq, a predicted model, not a curated record
CUGAGUCAAAAUUGGUCGUUUUUGCGGCAUUUAAAAGCACAGCUGUAAUUCCACACUUCCAUGGCCGUGAACUUUUUCCGGUUGAACUGAGGCGAAAAAUUAUAAAUUGAAAGGCAAGCUCAUCGAAUUCAUGGAUUCCAAGGAAAUUCCCCAGUUCGAUCACACACCUUAUUACUGCGAGGAGAACGUAUACAGGCUUUGCAAGAAAUUAUGUUCUUCUGGGAUGGCAGACACGGAGGGUUCUGAUCUUUUUGUUGUUUUUAUUUCUAAUGAUAAGAAACAGAUUCCACUUUGGCAUCAGAAGGCCAGCCAUAGGGCUGAUGGGGUUAUUUUGUGGGACUACCAUGUAAUCUGCGUACAGAGAAAAGAAGAUGAGAAGUCUGCACAAGUUUGGGAUCUGGAUUCCACUCUUCCAUUUCCUUCUCCUCUAGCAUCUUAUGUUUCAGAAACUUUUCGUCCAUCAUUUCCCCUCUUUUCUGAGUAUCGAAGGUUUUACCGAAUUAUACAUGCUCCCAUGUUUCUCCGCUGUUUUGCUUCUGAUAGAAGGCACAUGAAGGAUUCUGAUGGGAAUUGGAAUGCUCAACCGCCUCCUUAUGAUCCCAUAGUUACUGAAGAUGGAGCAGUACAUAACCUAAAUGAGUACAUGGAAAUUCACAGUACUGGUGCUGUGCCUAGUAUAGAAGCUGAUUUGGUAAAUGCUGUAAGAAAUGAACGGUUAGGCGUGGUGGUUAGUGAAAGCCAGCUUGAAGAGUUUUUCUCUCUUCCAACAUAAGUGACUAAGUUUUACGCCCAUUUCUCCUGGAGUUUAUAUUGAUGUAUGUCUCUGUCGUAAUAAACUUCUAAUUAUUUAUUAGGGAGCUGCUAUCUUUUUCUGCUGGGAGUUCGAGUUGUUGAAAUGUUGUGUUGCGUAUCACUUGAUCAAAUAUGUUCAAGGCGAAGGACAAUUAAUGUGAAGAACUGGCUGGCUUUGGCUCUUCCUGGAUUUGUAACAGCACUCCCCCAUGCUAGAAGAGCACUGAAAGUGUGAUCUUGCGUAGGGAAGUGUAGUUAGAAAUCCUUCUGAAUUUGGAUGUUAAAUUCAACUCUUUGUUUUACUUCAUAUUUCUGGUGUUGGGUGCUAACUUUAUUGAAUAUGAUUGUGAUUGAUACCGAGAACUUUCACAUGGAAUUGAAUAUCUAGACAUGUUACAUGUGCCCUGUCAAA